AGCGAGGUAGCGAGUGCUGCAGCGGCAGUCGUCUCCCCUUACCACCGCCACCCGAGGGAAGCAACCCAGACUCUCCGGCAGGGAAGAUGGAAGUAGGUGCUCCAAAGCAUAUCAUCCAGAUGACGGGAUUUAAGAUGGAAGAAAAGGAAGCUCUAGGCAAAUUGCUUUUAAAACUAGAUUGCACUUUUAUUAAGAGUGAGAAAUACAAAAAUUGUACCCAUCUUAUAGCUGAACGCUUGUGUAAGAGUGAAAAGUUUUUAGCAGCUUGUGCAGCAGGAAAGUGGGUACUAACUAAGGACUACAUAAUUCAUAGUGCCAAAAGUGGCAGAUGGCUUGAUGAAACAACUUAUGAAUGGGGCUAUAAAAUUGAAAAAGACUCCCAUUUUUCACCUCAAAUGCAAUCUGCACCUAAAAGAUGGCGGGAAGAACUGAAACGCACUGGCGCUCCAGGAGCCUUCCAUAGAUGGAAAGUUGUCCUUCUUGUUAGAGCUGAUAAACGAAGUGAUUCUCUUGUAAGAGUUCUGGAGGCUGGAAAAGCAAAUGUUAUUUUACCAAAAAGUUCACCAUCUGGAAUAACUCAUGUGAUUGCCAGUAAUGCAAGAAUCAAGGCUGAGCAAGAAAAAGACAACUUUAAGGCUCCAUUUUAUCCAAUUCAGUAUCUAGGGGAUUUUCUUUUAGAGAAAGAAAUUCAGAAUGAUGAAGAUUCCCAGACCAAUUCUGUUUGGAAUAAACAUUUCAAUCUGGAAAAAAGCAAAGAUUUCUGGAAGGAUAGGGAUCUUGAAAUGAAAGGUGCCUUAAAAGAGAGCAUGCGUAGAAGCCAGAAAGAAAUGCAAAAUCAUGAUGAAGAUGGUAACGUUAGUUCUCUUUUGACCGACCAUCACAAGAAAGAAAAAUUCAGAGAUUCCAGUAAAGAUCUGAAAUUUGUUAAAAUGAGAGAUGUCUUAGGAAGGCACACAUGUGGAAGUCAGAAGGAAAUUAAGAAAAAGGAUGAAGAUAUUCAAAGGAGUUAUACAUUGAGGAAAAAACGCAAAAAAGGAAAUGAAAGAGAUUCCAGGAAAGACACUAAACGUCACAAAAUUAAAAGUACCUCAAGAAAGCACAUAUAUAGAGAUCAGAAAGAACUGAAGAAUUCUCUUUUUGCUGAUCGUGCCAAAGAAUCAAAACCCAAGGAUGUCAGGACAGAUGUGGAUAUUGUUGAAAUAAAAAAUGACUUAAGGAAGCACAUAUAUAGAGCUCAGGCUAUCAGAUACAGCUGCAUUAGAAUAGAUAAACAACCAGUGUACAAUAUUGAGGUUAAAAAUGCUGAAUUUCCCAGAGGUGUAUUAAAUUUAAUUGAAAGUCUCAUAGAGGGACAGUUUUUUAAAGAGGCAAUUGAAGAGCUUUCUUCGUUACAAGCACAUUAUAUCCCGCCUGUAUGCCUUCUUCAUGCUCUUCUAGAGAACAUUCUACAGGAUAACAUAGAUACAUUUUCUGGCCGAUACUUUGAUAUAUUGUCUGCUCUUCUUCACCUGCAUCCUCCUUGGAAGUCCCCGGCCAUGUCAAGAUACUACUUAGAGCUGUUUCAGUGUCCAACUUGUAUGAAAGGAGCAUGGUCUCUAAUAGAAGUGCUUAUCAAGUCUUGUCUUUACAAUGAAAGUUUUUGUCAUCAAAUUUCGAAAAAUAUUAUUGGCAGUAAGGUGCUCCACCUGACCCUGCUCAAAUUUUUCUUUAAUUUAGUGGAAAGUGAAGUGCGACAUCUGAGCCAAAAGUUGUAUGACUGGUCAGAUUCUCAGAAUCUGAAAAUAACAGGAAAGGCAAUUCUUCUUGAAAUCUUUUGGUCAGGAAAUGAGGCCUCUGGGCUUUUGACCAAACCAGUAAAUAUGCUUUUGGAGUGGACUAUAUAUUCUCACAAGGAAAAGUGCAAGUCUAAUGAUGUCUUCAAACAUGAACUAGCCUACUUACUGACUGGAAUUCUUGGAGCAGCAAUAGAUUAUUGGAUCUUCCUUGGCUUGAAAAGGGGUAAAAAUGUGAUGCGUCACAUGUCUGAUGACUUAGGAAGUUAUGUUUCCCUUUCAUGUGAUGACUUUUCUUCACAGGAAUUAGAGAUUUUCAUUUGUUCCUUCUCCUCCUCUUGGCUUCAAAUGUUUGUGGCAGAGGCAGUCUUUAAAAAGUUGUAUUCACAGAGUUCCAUCACCAUGUCUUCUGAGCCACUCUCUCUCCAAAAAAUGGUAUAUUCCUAUUUGCCAGCUUUGGGGAAGGCUGGUGUGCAUGGGGCUGGAAAGAUGCAGAUAGCAAAGAAAAUAGGACCGCGGCCUUGCCUUGAAUCUCAGAGAGCCUUGUUAAUGCUGAAUGGUGCCACACAGAAACAAGUAGAAGGGCUGCCAGAGUUACCAGAGCUGAACGUUGCUAAAUGUUCCUCAUCGUUAAAAAGAUUGAAAAAGAAGUCAGAAGGAGAAUUAUCAUGUUCCAAGGAGAAUUGCCCCUCUUUAGUUACAAAGAUGAAUUUUCACAAAACUAAUCUAAAAGGAGAAACAGCCCUCCAUAGAGCUUGCAUAAAUAACCAAGUGGAGAAAUUGAUUCUUCUUCUCUCUUUGCCAGGAAUAGACAUCAAUGUUAAAGACAAUGCUGGCUGGACGCCUUUGCAUGAAGCCUGUAACUAUGGCAACACAGUGUGUGUCCAGGAAAUUUUGCAACGUUGUCCAGAGGUAGAUCUGCUCACUCAAGUGGACGGGGUGACUCCUUUGCAUGAUGCACUGUCAAAUGGACAUGUAGAAAUUGGCAAGCUGCUGCUACAGCAUGGGGGCCCGGUGCUUUUGCAGCAGAGGAACUCUAAGGGGGAAUUGCCCUUGGACUAUGUGCUGUCAUCUCAAAUCAAGGAGGAACUCUUUGCUAUUACAAAAAUAGAAGAUACAGUGGAGAACUUUCAUGCACAGGCAGAGAAACAUUUUUACCACCAGCAACUUGAAUUUGGUUCAUUUCUACUUAGUAGGAUGUUGCUAAAUUUUUGUUCAAUUUUUGAUUUGUCUUCAGAGUUCCUCUUAGCCUUCAAAGGGUUAACUCAUCUAAAUGAGCUGCUUGGGGCCCGUAAGAAUUAUAAAGAAACCACCAGUGCUCAUACUGACUGGUUAUUGGAUCUUUAUGCUAGAAAUAUAAAGGCGUUGCAGACCCUCCCAAAUAUUCUUAAGGAACUGCCUGAGAAUGUAAAAUUGUGUCCUGGAGUGCACACUGAGGCCUUAUUGGUGACCCUGGAAAUGAUGUGUCGUUCAGUCGCAGAGUUUUCAUGAUGCUGCAGCUUUCCAGACGUACUUAGCGUGCAUUGUUAUUUCUCAUGGACUUCGUAGCUUAUUAACAAAUAACUAAGUUUAUUUAUUUAUUGACAGAUUUUCAGCUUUGCUAAAUUUCAUGAGCACUUAAAGAGCUGCUGCAAAACUAUAAAUGUGGGCCUCUGGCUUUUUCAUGUUGUAGAAUUUGACUCAAAAGUAAAAAGAGUUUUAUGUGGUAUACACUGCUUUCAUUAAUCUUUAUUAUUUCUUGUUCUGAAAUGAUAUUUAUUUAUAUUGUACAUGUAAAACAUUUUAAUUUAAAUAUUUUUUCAAAUCAAAAUGUAAUGUCCUCUAUUCUGGGGAUUUAAGGUCUUAGAAUCAUGGCAAGGAUAUUCAUGCACAUAUGUACCUACAAGCAUGUAGCUGCCUGUUUUCUUUGUAGGUUGUUGAGAUGUACUAUUCAGUUUAGUUUUGUGGUAAAAUAAACAUUUCUAAAAUUUACAAUAAUAAUACUCUCUUGGUUUUUAAGUGCAGUGAAUGUGCCAAGUUUGACAGUUUGAUCCCUUGAUCUGCUUUAUUUUAGUGGUUCAUGUACAAAGUUUGUUUCUACUCCAUGUGAUCAGUAUUCUGUAAGUGAAAACAUACUGCUACAUGGUGGUGUGCUUAACAGAGCUGACUACAAUAAAAGGAAAAAAGUUUACAGUCUAGGAAGAAAUAGAGUGAACAUAUCUGGGUUUUUAAACUGCUUUCCUGAAAUAUGAUCCAGUAGUAUUGAAUUGACAAGUGAGUUACAUCAGUCAUUCUGGGAAAGAGAAUUAUAAUUGAAAAGAAUGACACUAUUGCUUAAUCUCCCUCCAGCCCAUUCUCCUGUCUGAUACCAAGUCAAAAACUCAACUGAAACAAAGGAAAAAAGGUAAUGGUGACUUCCCUUCUAACUCCUGCUGAACCUUCCUUGGAGGAAAAUUGCCCCUAAGAGCCCUGGAGGUGACUCAAUAUGGGGGCAUCAGAAGACCUUGAACUCACAUCCUCACACUUCAAAUCUACAGCUACAUACAGAACAGUUCCCUCUGAAAAAGACCUGAAAACCAGUUGAGCAACUUCUGCACAUCAGGCAAACAAGCAAAAGGCCAAACUGAAGAAGGAAAUUGACAGAACUUUCAGAAAACCAAAGACUGGCAGAAACAAAGUAAAUAAUGAUGAAACUGAGCAAUAGAUCACCCAGGAGGAGUAUCCCCUGCCAAAAGAAUGUGGCAUUUCACCCUCUGAGAGACAAAUGGACACUGUCCCACAGAAGGGCCCGGCUCCCAUGUCAGCGUCACUCACUCACUUCUUUAUCCUCUCGCCAAAGGAAGCCACUUCAUCUAGGAUGUUCUGGACACUGAUACAAACCUCCUGGAUGGCAUAGAUUUUAUUUAUAAAUCCCUUUUUUUCACUGUCCUAAAAUACAAUUAAGAAAAAAGAGAUUCUGUAUGAGUAAAGGUACUCUUCAGUGUUUGAAUUCUUGAAUUGUUCUCUUAAAUUUUUAAACUUAAAUAAAUUUCAUCACUGUGUAUA
Suricata suricatta (meerkat) is the source of this 4796-nucleotide messenger RNA. It is a transcript of the gene SLF1, whose product is annotated as SMC5-SMC6 complex localization factor 1. Gene Ontology annotation, molecular function: protein binding. The coding region runs from base 87 to 3263 and encodes 1058 amino acids. Lineage: Eukaryota; Metazoa; Chordata; Mammalia; Carnivora; Herpestidae. Gene Ontology annotation, biological process: positive regulation of double-strand break repair. The transcript has 28 exons. The record is from RefSeq and is a predicted model, not a curated record.